Molecule: messenger RNA, 1150 nt
Organism: Daktulosphaira vitifoliae (grape phylloxera)
Lineage: Eukaryota; Metazoa; Arthropoda; Insecta; Hemiptera; Phylloxeridae
Product: jerky protein homolog-like
Exons: 2
Coding region: 194-1150 (318 amino acids)
Cellular component (GO): nucleus
Molecular function (GO): DNA binding
Source: RefSeq, a predicted model, not a curated record
UUAACCGUGCUUCGAUUAUCCGUGUUCGCGAUUAACCGUGCUCACUCUUCCGAAAAUUUAAAAAUAGUUAUGGAUUGUACAUAUUAUGGCGAUAACAAUAUCAAGAUAAACAAUAUUGUAGAUUAUUACAAAUUGUAUUUAUCGUAUCACCUUCAGUUUACUAUAAGCGUUCGCGACGUUACCUUAUCUAAUAAUGAGUGUUAAACGAAAACGUAUCGUUCUUUCUCUUGAGAAAAAAGUGUUGAUUAUUAACCGAGCUGUAGAUCAUGGUGAAAGUAUACAAAAACUUGCAGACGAGUUUGGCGUGGGUCAACAGACAGUUCGUGACUUAAUCAAACAAAAAAAUGAAAUUUUUAAGUUCAUAUCUUGUCCAGAAUUAUCAGCUACGAGAAAAACUAUGAAAAAGUCAUCAUUAUCAGAUAUGGAAUCUGCUCUUUUUGAAUGGUUUAAACAGAAGCGUAUUGAAGGACUUCCAAUUUCUGGGCCAAUAGUUUGUGAAAAACCAAAAUGGUUUCAUGAAAAUUUGAAAAUAGAGGAAAGUUUUAAUGCUUCACAAGGUUGGUUAUUUAGAUUCAAAACUCGUCAUGGUAUAAGACAGCUGGACAUUCAAGGUGAAUGUCUCAGUGGAGAUUUGACUGCUGCAACACUGUUUAAUGACGAAUUCAAUUCAAUGCUUUCAAAAUUGAACCUGUCCCCUGAUCAAGUGUACAACGCAGAUGAAUCAGGUCUAUUCUGGAAAAUGUUACCCUCAAAAACACUUGCCGCGCAAUCUGAAAAAUCAGCUCCUGGACAUAAAUCUAGCAAAGAACGACUUACUAUUAUGACAUGUUCAAAUGCAACCGGUACACAUAAGAUCAAAUUAACUGUAAUUGGAAAAGCUAAAAAACCAAGAUCUUUUAAAGGAACCGAAAUGAAAUAUUUUCCAUGUGAUUAUUACCACCACCCNAGAAAUAUUUUCCAUGUGAUUAUUUAUUACCACCUCAGAAAUGUUUUGUUCAAUUGUAAUAAAUGUCAAAAAAGGGGCCAUAAAUGGCAUGAAUGCAGAACGCACCCCCAUAAAAAACAGCAGCAGCAGCAGCAGCAGAAACAUAAGCAACAUAAGCAGCAUCAACAGCAGCAGCAGCAGCAUGAGAAAUGCUACAUUUCAUAA